Molecule: messenger RNA, 639 nt
Organism: Mycotypha africana
Lineage: Eukaryota; Fungi; Mucoromycota; Mucoromycetes; Mucorales; Mycotyphaceae
Product: eukaryotic translation initiation factor 1A, Y-chromosomal
Exons: 4
Coding region: 18-440 (140 amino acids)
Biological process (GO): translational initiation
Cellular component (GO): cytoplasm
Molecular function (GO): translation initiation factor activity; RNA binding
Source: RefSeq, a predicted model, not a curated record
AUUGCUACAUACUCAAAAUGGUUAAGAACAAGGGAAAAGGUGGUAAAUCCAGAAGAAGAGGAAAAAACGAUACUGAAAACGAUAAGCGUGAGCUUAUUUUCAAAGAAGAAGGCCAAGAAUAUGCCCAAGUUACAAAGAUGUUGGGUAAUGGUCGUGUUAUGGCACAAUGUUUUGAUGGUGUCGAACGUCUAGCACUCAUUCGUGGCAAAUUACGUAAAAAGGUCUGGAUUAACCAAGGUGAUAUCGUAUUAUUAUCUUUACGUGAUUUCCAAGAUAACAAAGCCGAUGUCAUUCAACGUUAUAACCCUGAUGAAGCAAGAGCUUUGAAGAAUUAUGGUGAAUUACCCGAUACAGCCAAGAUUAAUGAAGCCGACGCCAGCUUUGGUGGUGAAGAGGAUGGUGACGAAGUUGAAUUCGAUUUCGAUAUCGACGAAAUUUAACCAAAAUCUCCAGUGUUUUAUAUCUCUCUUUUUGUGUUUACGUUAUAUACAAGGCAUUGCGUUUCCUCUAUUUCCUUUUCUGAUUUCAAUUCUCUUUACGUUUAGACAUUUUAUCUGAUACAAAACGAAAAUAAAAAAAGGAAAAAGACGAAUCUAGUGGUUGUAUUGUAUUUAUUAUUUGGAUUUGAUUUUAUUGAAG